Molecule: messenger RNA, 1740 nt
Organism: Daphnia pulicaria
Lineage: Eukaryota; Metazoa; Arthropoda; Branchiopoda; Diplostraca; Daphniidae
Product: chromatin assembly factor 1 subunit B-like
Exons: 6
Coding region: 125-1609 (494 amino acids)
Biological process (GO): DNA replication-dependent chromatin assembly; nucleosome assembly
Cellular component (GO): CAF-1 complex; nucleus
Molecular function (GO): protein binding
Source: RefSeq, a predicted model, not a curated record
GAUUGGCUUCUGCUGUUGGCGGUAAAGUCCCGUGCACAAGAACAACGAGAACAGCAAACUCAUUUUUAUUAUUGUAAUUAUCUCUCGUUUUAUUUUACUGGGAAAAAGGAAAUCGUAGCACAAAAUGAAAUGCGCUAUUCCUGAAAUAUCUUGGCACAACCGUGAUCCAGUAUUAAGUAUCGACUUGCAGCCACAAUCUAGUGAUGGCCUUCUCAGAUUAGCAACGGGAGGGACUGAUUCUCACGUUUUGAUGUGGAGUGUAACUGUUGGAGAAAAUGGAGCAGGUUCCGUGGAAUUCCUUUCUGAUUUAGCAAGACAUUCAAAAUCUGUCAAUGCAGUCCGAUUCUCACCAAAUGGAGAUAUGCUAGCUUCUGGUGAUGAUGAGGCUGUUAUUAUGCUUUGGAUGCUGAAACCUAAGUCAGACAUUCCUGAUUUGUUUGCCAAUAAAGAUUCAGAAGCUGAGAAUAAAGAAAACUGGACUGUUCUAAAAGUUCUUAGGGGACAUAUGGAUGACGUGUAUGAUAUUUGCUGGUCUCCUGAUUGCUCACAGAUUUUGUCAGGAUCUGUGGAUAACACAGCCAUUUUAUGGGAUGUCAUCAAAGGGAAAUCAAUCCAACUACUCUCAGGACAGAAGGGAUUUGUUCAAGGUGUAACGUGGGAUCCAAAGAACAAGUUUGUUGCAACAUUAAGCAGUGACAGGAGUUGUAGAGUUUACUCACUUCAGACAAACAAAUUAGUUCAAAAACAAAGUUCGAUGCAAUUAAAAAAUGCCGAUGGUGAAGAAAAGCCUUACAAACUUUUUCACGAUGAUACCCUCAAGACAUUCUGUCGUCGCUUGAAUUUUUCGCCUGAUGGUAGGAUUCUCUUUGCCCCUUGUGGCCUUUUGGAACUUGAAGGUGUUACCACUACUGAUGAGAGCGAAUCCACCAAGAAAGAGAAAAAAAUCCACACCACUUACGCUUUUGUUCGCUAUGAUAAUUUUUCGAAGCCAGUUGUAUAUUAUCCAUCAGAAGAUGGCUUUACGGUUGCUGUUCGCUGUUGUCCGAUCCUGUUCGAAUUGCGACCUGGCCAGCCAUCUGUACACGACAUUCCUUACAGAAUGAUUUUCGCUAUUGCAACAGAGAGCUCCAUCCUGCUCUAUGAUACCCAGCAAAAGGCACCUUUUGCACGAAUUAGUCGUAUACAUUACACCCGCCUUACCGACGUGGCCUGGUCUAGCAAUGGACGGAUCAUAGUCGUUUCGUCUACGGAUGGCUACUGCUCGAUUGUAACGUUCAGUGAUGGCGAGCUUGGAAAACCUUAUGAGAAUGUGAAAUGUGUGGAGGAAGCCGUCUCGCCAAAUUUACCUUCCAGUUUCCAAACAUUACUACAGGGGGAAAUAUUCCAGGAAAAUGUUCAGCCGGUAAUCGACAUGGCCAAUGACGAAGAUUUCCACCUGGCCUACGAAGACACCGAAAUGACCCUGGACACUCCUGCUGCACCUUGUCCUCCUACCAACAACAAGUUGAAUUCCGAAUGCUCGACCGCCCUGAAAAGUCCGAAAUUCGCCAACGUUCGCAGCAGUCCGAGACGUGUUAAAUUAAUCACGCUUUCCAGUCCCAAGAAAUAACCCUACUCUGUAGAUGUUUUAUUUCGUAUGUACGAAUCCUCCCCCAAACAAACCCCUUUUUACCUAAAGUUGAGCCUUAUGUUUGUGUUCAAGUUCGAAUAUAACUUGCAUUAAAAAGAUACGCAGAUGAA